This is a messenger RNA of Phalaenopsis equestris, 1347 nucleotides long. Its product is annotated as linoleate 9S-lipoxygenase 6-like. Gene Ontology annotation, biological process: lipid oxidation. The coding region runs from base 26 to 1300 and encodes 424 amino acids. Gene Ontology annotation, molecular function: metal ion binding; oxidoreductase activity, acting on single donors with incorporation of molecular oxygen, incorporation of two atoms of oxygen. Lineage: Eukaryota; Viridiplantae; Streptophyta; Magnoliopsida; Asparagales; Orchidaceae. The transcript has 2 exons. The record is from RefSeq and is a predicted model, not a curated record.
UAUCCUCGAUCAUCACGACACCAUCAUGCCAUUUGUAAGACGAAUCAAUGCCACCGAUCGAAAGGUCUACGCCACCCGAACGCUGCUCUUCCUCAACAAUGACAGCACCCUGAAACCCCUCGCUAUUGAGCUUAGCCUCCCCCAUCCAGGUGGCGAUACUUUUGGCGCCAUAAGCACUGUAUACACGCCCAUGACUUCCGGUGUUGAAGGCUCAAUUUGGUCGCUUGCCAAAGCCUAUGUCAUCAUCAAUGACUCCUGCGUUCAUCAGCUUAUUAGCCACUGGCUGCGCACUCACGCAGUGAUGGAACCCUUCGUGAUCGCCACAAACCGCCACCUGAGCGCGAUGCACCCCAUCAGUAAGCUCCUUUUGCCACACUACCGCGACACCAUGAACAUAAACGCUCUCGCUCGACAAAGCCUCAUCAAUGCCGGCGGCCUACUAGAGUUCAUCAUUUUUCCUUCCAAGUACACUAUGGAAAUGUCCUCCUCUGUUUACAAAAGCUGGAAUUUUGUCGAGCAGGGCCUUCCAUCCGAUCUCCUCAAGCGAGGAAUGGCGGUGGAAGACCCCUCUAAGCCGCACAAGCUUCGAUUACUGAUUGAGGAUUACCCUUAUGCGGUGGACGGGCUCGUCAUCUGGUCGGCGAUCGAGACUUGGGUGAGCGACUACUGCGCAAUCUACUACGAGGAGGACACGGCGGUGCAGUGCGACGAGGAGCUCCAUGCUUGGUGGAAGGAGGUCCGCGAGGUGGGGCAUGGUGAUAAGAAAGAUGAGCCGUGGUGGCCGAAGAUGAGGAGUGUGCCGGAGCUGGUCAAUACGCUCACCACUAUAAUAUGGGUUGCUUCCGCAAUGCACGCCGCGGUGAACUUCGGGCAGUACCCGUACGCCGGCUACGUGCCGAACCGGCCAACAUCGAGCCUCCAGUUAAUGCCGGAGGUGGGCACGGCGGAGUACGAGAAACUGAGGGAGAAACCGGAGAAGGUGUUUUUGAAGACGAUCGCGUGUCAGCUGCAGACCAUAAUUGGGAUUUCGCUGAUUGAAGUUCUGUCCACGCAUACGAGCGAUGAGGUGUAUUUGGGGCAGCGGGUGAGCGCUGAGUGGAGCGGAGAUGAUCGCGUGAUCGAUGCGUUGAACCGAUUUGGGGCGAAGUUGAAGGGGAUUGAGAGGAUGAUUGAGGAGAGGAAUGGUGAUCCCAGGCUGAAGAACCGCAACGGGCCUGUGAAAAUGGCUUACUCGCUGCUGUCUCCUUACAGUGAGGGUGGGAUCACGGCUAAGGGGAUCCCCAACAGUAUUUCGAUUUGAAUGUUUUCUCAAAACUUGGAACUUUGAAUUUGGUUAGUUUAUUUGGA